AUGCUCAAUUUUACUGAUGUGACAGAGUUUAUUCUUUUGGGAUUAACUAGCCGUCCUGAAUUGCAACUCCUUUUCUUUGUGGUUUUCUUAUUGGUCUAUAUUAGCACGCUGGUCGGGAACAUUGGUAUGAUCGUCCUAAUCAGGACCAGCCCACAGCUCAGCAGCCCGAUGUACUUCUUCCUUAGUCAUUUGUCUUUUGCAGAUGUGUGGUUCUCUUCUAAUGUCACCCCCAAAAUGUUGGAAAACUUGAUAUCUGAGACCAAAACCAUUUCAUACCCUGCCUGUAGAGUGCAGUGUUUUUUCUUCAUUGCUUUUGUCCAUGUGGAAGUCUUUAUCCUGGCUGUGAUGGCCUUUGAUCGGUACAUGGCAAUUGGCAACCCUCUGCUAUAUGGCAGCAGAAUGUCAAGGACUGUCUGUGUUAGACUGAUCUCAUUUCCUUAUAUAUACGGCUUCUUUAUUAGUCUGAUCUCAACACUCUGGACUCAUGGUUUAUACUUCUGUGGGAACAUUGAGAUCAACCACUUCUACUGCGCAGACCCAGCUCUCAUUAAAAUGGCAUGUGCAGGGACCUACAUUAAAGAAUAUACUAUGCACACAUUAGCAGGUCUCAACUUCUCUUAUUCCUUGUUGAUCAUUAUUGUCUCCUAUAUAUUUAUCCUGAUUGCUAUCUUAAAAAUGCGUUCUAUAGAAGGAAGAAAGAAAGCCUUUUCCACAUGUGGGUCACACUUGACAGCAGUCACCAUAUUUUACGGAACUCUCUUCUUCAUGUAUCUCAGAAGCCCAACUGAGGAAUCUGUGGAGCAGGGAAAAAUGGUGGCUGUGUUUUACACCACAGUGAUUCCUAUGUUGAACCCCAUGAUCUACAGUCUGAGGAACAAAGAUGUGAAAGAGGCCAUGAUCAAAGCAAUCAGUCAAACAUUUUUAACUAAAUAA
Molecule: messenger RNA, 933 nt
Organism: Orycteropus afer afer
Lineage: Eukaryota; Metazoa; Chordata; Mammalia; Tubulidentata; Orycteropodidae
Product: olfactory receptor 5M3-like
Exons: 1
Coding region: 1-933 (310 amino acids)
Biological process (GO): G protein-coupled receptor signaling pathway; sensory perception of smell
Cellular component (GO): membrane
Molecular function (GO): G protein-coupled receptor activity; olfactory receptor activity; odorant binding
Source: RefSeq, a predicted model, not a curated record